ACGUAGCGCGAGAUCUGCAGCUAAACAAAGAUGGUGUCCUUCUGAUGGUCCAUGUGGCUCCGAACAUCAAUCCCUCACUGACAUUAAAGAAACGGAUUGAAUUGGACCGGAACCAGCCCGCUGAGUGCCUGAGAGGAACCGACAGGAAGUCAGGAUGCAGCACGACGACGUCAUCUGGGACAUCAUCGGAAACAAGCAGUUCUGCUCCUUCAAAGUCAAAACAAAGGGCCAGAACUUCUGUCGGAACGAGUUCAACCUGACGGGGCAGUGCAACCGCUCGGCCUGCCCGCUGGCCAACAGCCAGUACGCCACCAUCAGGGAGGAGAAAGGUCAGUGUUUCCUCUACAUGAAGGUGAUCGAGAGAGCGGCGUUUCCUGCCAGGAUGUGGGAGAAGGUGAAGCUGAGUAAGAACUAUGAGAAAGCUCUGGAGCAGAUCGACCAGAACCUCAUCUACUGGCCUCGCUUCAUCCGACACAAAUGCAAGCAGAGGUUCACCAAAAUCACCCAGUACCUGAUCCGAAUGCGCAAACUGGUCCUGAAGAGACAGAGGAAGCUGGUUCCUCUGAGCAGGAAGGUGGAGAGCAGAGAGAAGAGGAAGGAGGAGAAAGCUCUGAUCGCCGCGCAGCUGGACAACGCCAUCGAGAAGGAGCUGCUGGAGAGGCUGAAGCAGGGAACGUACGGAGACAUCUACAACUUCCCGGUGUACGCCUUCGACAGAGCGCUGGAGCAGCAGGAGGCCGAGAGCGAGUCGGACUCUGAGGAAGAGGAGGAGGAGGAAGAGGACGAUGAGGACGUCGGGCAGAGGGAGUUUGUGGCAGAAGAUGAGGUGGAGGAGAGCGACCUGAGCGACUUCGAGGAUAUGAACAAGCUGAAGACGAGCAGCGAUGAAGAGGAGGAGGAGGGGUCGAGUGAGGAAGAGGAGGAGAUGGAGGUCCAGGCGAAGGCCUCCAGGUCUAAAGGCAAAUCUCCGGCCAACGGGUCGGCGGUGCGGAAGAAGCGGGCCUACGUGGAGAUCGAGUACGAACAGGAGACAGAACCCGCCUCCAAGAGCAGAACCACGUAGAGACGCCCGAGGCGGCGCGCCAGGACUGCUUAACACCCCCCACCCCCUUCCGUUGCCAUGGCAACGCUCUGACUAAGGUUGCUGCUGUCCGAGUUCUCUGAACCAGAGCGGAGCCCAGUUUAACCACCAGCCCUGGAUCGGACCGACCCAGAGGGACUCUAACCGAGCUCCGUUCAUCAGAACCCAAACCAGAACCUUUUAUUUACUCCAGAAACAGUUCUGAUUAAAAUCUGCAAAGAUUCAAUAAACUUUAAAAUCGGUUAAACGUUAAUAAACCAUUUGGGUCCAGAACCGUGUUCGUCCUCCUGGCUUCAUGGAGGAUUAAAUAAA
Cyprinodon variegatus (sheepshead minnow) is the source of this 1393-nucleotide messenger RNA. RefSeq names its product MAK16 homolog (gene mak16). Gene Ontology annotation, biological process: maturation of LSU-rRNA; maturation of 5.8S rRNA. The record is from RefSeq and is a predicted model, not a curated record. Lineage: Eukaryota; Metazoa; Chordata; Actinopteri; Cyprinodontiformes; Cyprinodontidae. The coding region runs from base 155 to 1063 and encodes 302 amino acids. The transcript is spliced from 10 exons. Gene Ontology annotation, cellular component: nucleolus; preribosome, large subunit precursor.